Molecule: messenger RNA, 3781 nt
Organism: Pan troglodytes (chimpanzee)
Lineage: Eukaryota; Metazoa; Chordata; Mammalia; Primates; Hominidae
Gene: ELAPOR2
Product: endosome-lysosome associated apoptosis and autophagy regulator family member 2
Exons: 22
Coding region: 142-3231 (1029 amino acids)
Biological process (GO): positive regulation of BMP signaling pathway
Cellular component (GO): membrane
Source: RefSeq, a predicted model, not a curated record
AGAGCUGUCAGCGGGCGGACGGGCAGCGGGUGACGGAGCGGCGAGCCGAGCGCACAGCAGUCGCGGCCCGGGAGCCGGAGCUGCCGCCGCACCCCGGGAAGGCUGCCUUGCCGCCGGCCCGCCGACCGCGGCCGGACGAAGAUGCUGUUCCGCGCCCGGGGGCCGGUACGGGGCAGGGGCUGGGGGCGGCCGGCGGAGGCUCCCCGCCGCGGGCGCUCGCCGCCCUGGAGCCCCGCCUGGAUUUGCUGCUGGGCGCUCGCCGGCUGCCAGGCGGCCUGGGCUGGGGACCUGCCCUCCUCCUCCAGCCGCCCGCUUCCUCCUUGCCAGGAGAAAGAUUAUCACUUUGAAUAUACGGAAUGUGAUAGCAGUGGCUCCAGGUGGAGAGUUGCCAUUCCAAAUUCUGCAGUGGACUGCUCUGGCCUGCCUGACCCAGUGAGAGGCAAAGAAUGCACUUUCUCCUGUGCUUCUGGAGAGUAUCUAGAAAUGAAGAACCAGGUAUGCAGUAAGUGUGGUGAAGGCACCUAUUCCUUGGGCAGUGGCAUCAAAUUUGAUGAAUGGGAUGAAUUGCCGGCAGGAUUUUCUAACAUCGCAACAUUCAUGGACACUGUGGUGGGCCCUUCUGACAGCAGGCCAGACGGCUGUAACAACUCUUCUUGGAUCCCUCGUGGAAACUACAUAGAAUCUAAUCGUGAUGACUGCACGGUGUCUUUGAUCUAUGCUGUGCACCUUAAGAAGUCAGGCUAUGUCUUCUUUGAGUACCAGUAUGUCGACAACAACAUCUUCUUUGAGUUCUUUAUUCAAAAUGAUCAGUGCCAGGAGAUGGACACCACCACUGACAAGUGGGUAAAACUUACAGACAAUGGAGAAUGGGGCUCUCAUUCUGUAAUGCUGAAAUCAGGCACAAACAUACUCUACUGGAGAACUACAGGCAUCCUUAUGGGUUCUAAGGCGGUCAAGCCUGUGCUGGUAAAAAAUAUCACAAUUGAAGGGGUGGCGUACACAUCAGAAUGUUUUCCUUGCAAGCCAGGCACAUUCAGCAACAAACCAGGUUCAUUCAACUGCCAGGUGUGUCCCAGAAACACCUAUUCUGAGAAAGGAGCCAAAGAAUGUAUAAGGUGUAAAGACGACUCUCAAUUUUCAGAGGAAGGAUCCAGUGAGUGUACAGAGCGCCCUCCCUGUACCACAAAAGACUAUUUCCAGAUCCAUACUCCAUGUGAUGAAGAAGGAAAGACACAGAUAAUGUACAAGUGGAUAGAGCCCAAAAUCUGCCGGGAGGAUCUCACAGAUGCUAUUAGAUUGCCCCCUUCUGGAGAGAAGAAGGAUUGUCCGCCUUGCAACCCUGGAUUUUAUAACAAUGGAUCAUCUUCUUGCCAUCCCUGUCCUCCUGGAACAUUUUCAGAUGGAACCAAAGAAUGUAGACCAUGUCCAGCAGGAACGGAGCCUGCACUUGGCUUUGAAUAUAAAUGGUGGAAUGUCCUUCCUGGCAACAUGAAAACUUCCUGCUUCAAUGUUGGGAAUUCAAAGUGCGAUGGAAUGAAUGGUUGGGAGGUGGCUGGAGAUCAUAUCCAGAGUGGGGCUGGAGGUUCUGACAAUGAUUACCUGAUCUUAAACUUGCAUAUCCCAGGAUUUAAACCACCAACAUCUAUGACUGGAGCCACGGGUUCUGAACUAGGAAGAAUAACAUUUGUCUUUGAGACCCUCUGUUCAGCUGACUGUGUUUUGUACUUCAUGGUGGAUAUUAAUAGAAAAAGCACGAAUGUGGUAGAAUCAUGGGGUGGAACCAAAGAAAAACAAGCUUACACCCAUAUCAUCUUCAAGAAUGCAACUUUUACAUUUACAUGGGCAUUCCAGAGAACUAAUCAGGGUCAAGAUAAUAGACGGUUCAUCAAUGACAUGGUGAAGAUUUAUUCUAUCACAGCCACUAAUGCAGUUGAUGGGGUGGCGUCCUCAUGCCGUGCCUGUGCCCUCGGUUCUGAACAGUCGGGUUCAUCGUGUGUCCCCUGCCCUCCAGGCCACUACAUUGAGAAAGAAACCAACCAGUGCAAGGAAUGUCCACCUGACACCUACCUGUCCAUACAUCAGGUCUAUGGCAAAGAGGCUUGUAUUCCAUGUGGGCCUGGGAGUAAAAACAAUCAGGACCAUUCGGUUUGCUAUAGUGACUGCUUUUUCUACCAUGAAAAAGAAAAUCAGAGUUUGCACUAUGACUUUAGCAACCUCAGCAGUGUGGGCUCAUUAAUGAAUGGCCCCAGCUUCACCUCCAAAGGAACAAAAUACUUCCAUUUCUUCAAUAUCAGUUUAUGUGGGCAUGAGGGGAAGAAGAUGGCUCUCUGUACCAACAAUAUAACAGACUUUACAGUAAAAGAAAUAGUGGCAGGGUCAGAUGAUUACACAAAUUUGGUAGGGGCAUUUGUAUGCCAGUCAACAAUUAUUCCUUCUGAAAGUAAGGGUUUCCGAGCAGCCUUAUCAUCACAAUCCAUCAUUCUGGCAGAUACAUUCUUAGGAGUCACAGUUGAAACCACAUUGCAAAAUAUUAAUAUAAAAGAAGAUAUGUUUCCAGUUCCAACAAGCCAAAUACCAGAUGUGCAUUUCUUUUAUAAGUCUUCUACAGCGACAACAUCUUGUAUUAAUGGCCGAUCAACUGCUGUGAAAAUGAGGUGUAAUCCUACUAAAUCUGGAGCAGGAGUGAUUUCAGUCCCCAGCAAGUGCCCAGCAGGUACCUGUGAUGGGUGUACAUUCUAUUUCCUGUGGGAGAGUGCUGAAGCUUGCCCUCUGUGUACGGAGCAUGACUUCCAUGAGAUUGAGGGAGCCUGCAAGAGAGGAUUUCAGGAAACCUUAUAUGUGUGGAAUGAACCUAAAUGGUGCAUUAAAGGAAUUUCUUUGCCUGAGAAAAAGUUGGCAACCUGUGAAACGGUUGACUUUUGGCUGAAGGUGGGAGCCGGUGUGGGAGCUUUUACUGCCGUUUUGCUGGUGGCUCUGACCUGCUACUUCUGGAAAAAGAAUCAAAAACUGGAAUACAAAUAUUCCAAGUUAGUAAUGACGACUAACUCAAAAGAGUGUGAACUCCCGGCUGCAGACAGUUGUGCUAUCAUGGAAGGAGAAGAUAAUGAAGAGGAAGUUGUAUAUUCCAAUAAACAGUCACUACUAGGAAAACUCAAAUCUUUGGCAACCAAGGAAAAAGAAGACCAUUUUGAAUCUGUUCAACUGAAAACCUCAAGAUCCCCAAAUAUAUGAAGAGACAGUGCUGUAGCCUUGAGACUAAUGAACAAAGAAACCUGCUCUAGUUUUACAGGACCAUAUUUUAGGGUCUGUCCUCAUACCUGUCACAUUGGUGAUCUCACAGAGGAGGGCCAUGCCGCUGAAAAGGGAAGGAGAUUGAAACAUUUGAUUGCCUUAUCACAUGGUCAAGUACCUUGCCAAAUAAAGGAAAGCAAAUGAUUUGGGUCUCAACUGAAGAUGAAGCUCAACUCAGGAAGAGAUUUAUCUGUAUAUACACAUAACUGAAAACCAAGUUUAAGCCCACCAAUGCACUGCUGAUGCAUGCCAUAUAAUUAAUGGGUAACUUUUAUUCUUUAUGAUGUCUACAUAACAAGUGUGAUUUGGAAGGCACAUGUGAGCAUAUGCAUUAUGAUCCAAUUUAUGUUUUUUCUUUGUUUAUAUUUUGGGGAAAAUUAAAAUUUUUUUAAGGUGUAUUUUUCCCAUUAUUUAUUUUCCUGACCUUAAAACAGCUUUUCUACUAAAAAAUGGUGAGCAAUGAAGACAAUAAAUUUUUCAUUUUUCCAUA